AUGCCUCCGAUAUCCUCCCAGCGGCGCGCCUUCAACGAAGAGAAAUCAUCUCUCUCUGAUGACGAUGUUGGUUUCCUCUACCAAGUUGUUACUCGCGCUGAAGGGAAACCUGACGCCGAGCGACUCCCAUUUCGAGCGCUUUUUAUUGCUUACGACGAGGUAAAAGCUGAGCAUGGCGUCGACCCUGAUCCUGGCCUUGCGUGCAUGCGCUUCUUAUUCAGUAUGGGAAGCAAGGACGUCCAAGGACCGACACUUUUCGAGAAAUUCGAGAACACGCUUCAACAUAUGGGAAUUGUAAUUGAACUGGGCGAUGAGGGGUCGACAGGUUUCAAUGAUACGGUGGAUUAUGGACAAUACUCGGACGAGGUUUCUCGUAGCCAAAUGGACCACCAACACCACCCAGUUACGAAUGGAACCCCGGUCACACCGAGGAGACGUGCGUCAUUCAACACCACACUUGAUAUUGGCGAAGAUGCCACCCAUAGGAGCCUUAUUGAACGACCGAGCUCGCGAUCUUCUAUGUCACGACUACAAACUGGAAAACCCGACUUUGCGAAACAUAAACUGUCACCGAAGCCAAAGCCGUCCUCCAACCGCACACCUAGAUCGCCAGACCGUACACAAUUGAUCGCGCAAUUCUUGGACGUUGGCCGCCGAUUGAUAAACAGAUUUGACAGCGUCCAGAAUAAGCAAGCGGAUAAAGAGGUGACGCAUGUGACGAACGGAGUGGUGGCGCGGGCAGCUGUGGACCGUGAUCGUUCUCAGAGAAUGGUGGCUUCUUCACAAUCCAGGCAUACGCCUUCUGUUAUCUCUACAGAUAGCCUGGAUUCCCAAGAAUCUCAAUCCAGCGUGUCACAACCCCCAGAGCUUGAGAAAGAAGAGCCACCACUGGAAAACCAUUACCGACCCCAGCUUUCAGAUCUACUGCGGGAUGCAACUACCUUCAAUAUGUAUCGGCAGCGGGCAAUGUGCCGCAAGAUAUUGACCCAGUGGUUUAAACGCGCCCUUCAAACACGACAGACUCGCGAGAAGAGGGAAGCCAUAGCUGUGAAUCGUGACCGGAGUACUUUACUUCGACAAGCAUUCGAGCCAUGGCAAGCAAUCAUCAAAGAAAAACGACAUGCUGUUAGAACGGAGCGCUUUUUCAAACACCUAGAUGAACGAGCGAACCGCGCUCGGGAUCUGUAUCUGAUGACCAAAGCCUUUACCCAUUGGGCCCAAUUUACAUCUGAAGAGGUUGCUCGGACAUCUGCGGCCCGGCGACAUGUCUUGAGUAUAAAGUACUUCAAUGCCUGGCGUGAGAUCACUGCCGUGAACGAGUUGAAAGCCCAAAGAUUUGCCUUACAGAAACCUUUCAAUCAGUGGCGCAAGAAACUUGCGGCUAUUAAGCAGGCGGAAGGUCGAGCAGUCACGGUUCACCAAAAAAACUUACAACAUGCCUCGUAUUGGCAAUGGUUCUGGGGCUUUUGCGAACGUCGAGCACCUGAAUGGUAUGAUUACCGGCUUAAGAGGCGUUCGUUACUUUAUUGGUUACAGAACUUUCGCACCAAUCGAGAACGUGAUCACGAAAUAGCCUUGCAUAACAGACGAUCGGCCCUGGGCUCUGCGCUUCAAGUAUGGUCACAGAAGACAGAGAGAAUCGGAUCUGCGCAACAGCAAGCUGAAAAUACCCAGCGUCAUCUAGCCUUGAAUAAAGCCUUUGAGGAAUGGAAAGUUCAAUCUCGGUUAGCUCCUGCGGCCUCUCGAGUUACAGAUAUGGUGAAUAGCAGAGUGCUUCAAAACACUUUCUCAAAAUGGAUUUCCAAGGCCCGAAUGAUGGACCGGGCACAAGAGAUGGAUCGACAGAGAAUCCAGCGCAAUGCAUGGACUUCCUGGAAUGAUACACUACGCUGCCUCGCUCUUCGUGCGCGAAUUGAUGAGCGGUUGAAAAUGGAAAUCAUGUACAAGUGGAUUCUCAUGGAAAGAUUUCAGCUAAUGCGCAGAAUUCACGAACAGCGCAUUAAACGGGAGGUGUUUACUCGAUUUGUCACAAACACGCGCGAUACUUAUACGCGAUUGUUGUUUAAUGCGGAAGCUCACGAGGAGCAUCGAACAGAAGAUUUGGCACGCUCCAAAUUAGCGCUCUGGCGAGAACGAUUAGUCAUUCAACGGGAACGUGAAUACACUGCCUUUGAGUUUUAUGCUCCUCGGCUGGCACAGGAGUCUCUCAUGGCCUGGAAAGCAAAGCAUGAGCACAAUCAGAAAAUGGAGGCUUGGGCCAACGAUGCACGCUUCUACUUUCUGAUGAAGCGAUCCUUGAAAGAUUGGCGUCAAGCUACACUGGACUCCACCAAGCGGCGGCGGAAAGAUGCCUAUGCUAAGGUGCGACGAAAAAUCAAGAUGAAUUUGGCUUCUAACGCACUCGCCACCUGGAGGUCUAAAACCCAUGCCAUCAUGGACUUGCAGCAGCAAGCUGAAGAUGUCGAUCAUGGUAAAGUGCUUGAAGAUUCAUUCGAGUGCUUCUCUCGAUGGCAUGGCCAAGCGCUCAAAAGAGUGCAAGAUUACCAAGAUGCCGAUUAUCAUUAUUUACAUCAAGUCGCUUUUCAUCAACUCAUCCAAAUGUCAGAGACCUUUGUCAUCCGCCGCGAGAUGGAAGAUGAAGCAGAUAGCUUCCGCCGCACCCACAUCCUCAACCAAGCUGGAGGGGCACUUCGCAAACUCAGUUUGCGCAUUUUUCAGAUGAGAAACACGGCCGAGACCUCCGAAGCAAUGCGGGAACGAACGUUGCGCAAACAUUCGAGAAACUUUUUCCGCCACUGGUUGGAGAAUGCCCGGCUGAAAUUCGAAGCCCGAGAUUCACCCGGCCCAUCCUUGGGCCCAACUCUGACACCUGCUCGGUUCUCCAAUGCCUCCGACGUUAAUGGUACUGGAGCCUUGUUUGACCCGUGGUAUCGGAAUCCAGCUGAGACCCCUUUCAAACUCGCCGACAUGACGACAAAUUCACAGGAGCAUGUCUCCGCAAGCCCGCUGGCCACUCCAAGCUACCUGACAUCACCAUCCAAGCGAGCUGCCCGGGCGAGGGCCUUGGCUCAGAUGUCCACCACUCCCGCAACACCUUUACAUACUCCCUUUGCCAGCCGACUGCUCCGUGCAGAUUCCUCUGCUGCUCGAUCCGCUUCCUCUUUACGACCCCGUACUGGCCGUGGAAAUUCCAUCGCAACAAGUGUUCGGUUCGUGGAUGACGAUCUUCCUGAGUCUCCAACUGACGGUCGGAAAUCUGCGAAUCGACGACCCUGA
Molecule: messenger RNA, 3276 nt
Organism: Penicillium odoratum
Lineage: Eukaryota; Fungi; Ascomycota; Eurotiomycetes; Eurotiales; Aspergillaceae
Product: Sfi1 family protein
Exons: 2
Coding region: 1-3276 (1091 amino acids)
Source: RefSeq, a predicted model, not a curated record